Triplophysa rosa is the source of this 2898-nucleotide messenger RNA. RefSeq names its product craniofacial development protein 1 (gene cfdp1). NCBI's taxonomy places the organism in Eukaryota, Metazoa, Chordata, Actinopteri, Cypriniformes, Nemacheilidae. Bases 111 to 1037 code for a protein of 308 amino acids. The record is from RefSeq and is a predicted model, not a curated record. The transcript is spliced from 7 exons.
UGUUGGAAAGCUCCUAAAGCAUUUGCACGCUAGCUAUCCGGAGAACCGCCGUUUCUGCUUGUUUUCGGCGUCAGAUUUAACUGCUGUUUCAACACAACACUCAUAUAAAUAUGAAUUAUUCAGAUUACGACUCGGAGGAUUAUGCCUCAAAUGAGGAUGACGAUUAUGUGCCAUCCGAUGAUAAUCUGAGUGAGGAUGACAUAAAUGAAUGUGAGAAAGAAGAUGGUCUGGAGCUUGAAGAACAUGAUGGGCAGCAGUCAGAACAUGUGAAGAAGAAAAAGAAGAAUAGCAAAGGUGGAAUUCCUAUGAGAAAAAGAAAGAAAGGAGGUCUCAAAAUUGAAGACAGUGAGGGAAGUGCAGUAGACCAGCAGGGAAAUGAAGAUGAGACAAAAGAAGAAUCUGCAGUCAGAUCAACACAGAAGAAUGAAGAACAGCAGAAGAAGAAAUCAGAUGAUCUUUGGGCAAGCUUUCUGAGUGAUGUUGGACCUCGACCUAAAACAGCAGUGUCUCCAAGCACAGACUCUCAACAGUCCACAUCCACAGCCAAAACAGAUCAGCCCAGUGAACCCUCCACAGGGUCUGAGCAGCAGGGGGAUAAACCCAAAGAAUCCACAAAGAUCACCAUUACCAAGGUGUUUGAUUUUGCUGGGGAAGAAGUGCGAGUCUCUAAAGAAGUGGAUAUAAAUUCACGGGAGGCCAAGAGCUUUUUGAAGACAGAGGAGACAUCACAGGAGAACAGUGAAAAGCAGGGGAUAUCCUCUGAACCAAUGGCCUCUUUUGGAUCCAGUGUGAAGAGGCCAGCAGGCAUGGGCAGCAUCCUAAAUCGCAUUGGGUCCAAAAAGCAGAAGAUGAGCACUUUGGAGAAGUCUAAGAUGGACUGGGAUGCCUUUAAAUCAGAAGAGGGCAUUGCAGACGAGCUGGCCAUCCAUAAUCGAGGCAAAGAAGGAUACGUGGAGAGAAAGAACUUCCUGGAGCGAGUUGACCACAGGCAGUUUGAGCGGGAGAAGAAUGUGCGUCUGAGCAACAUGAAGCAAUGACAACAGGAGAGAGAAGAUACACAGAUCCAUUUCAACACGGACUGUCUCACCUUAACACACGUUCUGCAUACAUGCUCGGUUUCUUUAUUCAUAUAAACUGAAUUCCUCCUGGCAUAAUGAGACAAAAUGCUGCUCUGCCAUAACAAUCUCUUGGACAUUUUGAUCAAACAACAUUUGUAUCUUCUCUUUUUUACUUUCUGUGGACCUGAGAAACCCUCAUCAUCUGUCAUUGAUAAUGACGUGAGUUCACCUGUGUAAAUUUGGCUUUCUUCCUUUGUCCUCAUCUAUGUGGUUUUCAUUAGGUCUUUUUCGAUAUAAAAAUAUGUUUAUGUUUUCCUUUCUUCUGUCCCACCUGGACAUCGACAGAGAAUAACAUUAAUGUGCAUGGGUGUGUUGAAAGCAUCAUGGAGGCUUAAAAGAGAGAGUUCACCCAAAAAUGAAAAUUCUGCCAUUGUUUUCUCACCCUCUUGUCAUUUCAAACCUGUAUGACUUUCUUUCUUCUGCAGAACACGAAAGACGAUAUUUAAACAAGAAUGUUUGCAACCGAACAGUGGUGGUACCCAUUUACUUUUUUUGUAUGGGCAAAAAAACAAUGCAAGUCAAUGGGUAUUGCAGGUUACCAACAUUCUUCAAAAUAUCUUCUUUUGUGUGUCAUACAGGUUUGAAAUGAGAAGAGGGUGAAUAAACAAUAACAAAAUUUUCCUUUUUGGGUGAACCAUCCCUUUAAAACUAAAUUCAUAAAUCACAUUAUUAUUCUGACAUUUUGCGGCUCCAGCGCUCACUUGAUUCAAAAAACGUCAGGGAUUUGUCGUUUGCUGUCUAAACGGAAGCAUUCUUGGAUAUUGUUCAUUUGAUUGUAACAUUGAAGGGUGACUUUGUUUUAUUUUAUCGUGUAUACGUACUACUGUACGUCUGGGACAGUUUAUUUUGGCAAGACUUGUUGUAUGAUAAUUACCCCUCUGUUAUUUUAAACAAUGUGUUUCAAUGUUUGACAGAAAUAAAUCAACUAAUUUGGUUUGAAUACUUUCUUUUUAAAUGAGCUGUGUCUGGCUGUUAAUUACUUUGACGGGCUAAUUAAUGGCUCCACCUCGUCCCUAAUGGUUGACUCCCGUACCCUCAUCCCUUUAUUCCAGCUUGUGCCCCUUAAUGCCUUUCCCACCACUAAGCUUUUACCACACACCACUGCUUGACUUCGAAUACCAUGUGAAGCAGGGUUUUAAAGCUCUUCCUGACGAUUUGUUCAGAAGUGGUUUGAAAACCGCUGAGUUUUAACACUUUCAAAAUAUUAAUGUACAAGAUGUUUUACAAUGUUUAAUAUUAAUUCAUAUUUAAAAAGUUGUUUAUAUGUUAAGUAUGUUUAUACAGCCGCAGAAAAAAUUAAGAGUCCGUUUCAAAAUUGUUUUCAGUUUUUCUGAAAUUGCUAUUUAUAGAUAUGCGUUUAGGUGAAAUUGUCAUUUGUUUAAUUCUGUAAACGACUAACAAUAUUUUCCCCAAAUUUUAAAUUAAGAUAUUGUUUGUAUUCGCAUUUAUUUGCAGAAAAUGAAAACUGGAGAAACAGGUCAAAGGAUGCUCGUUUUUUCCAGACUUCAAAUACUGCAAAGAAAACAAGUUCAUAUUCAUUUUUAAGCAAUGCAACAGUAAUAUUGUACAUGUGUUUAGAAAAAGUUCAAAAAGUAUUUUUUUAUGUGAUGACCUCGAUUUUUUUUUAUCACAGUUUUCAUGUGUGUUGUCAUGCUGUCAGUCUUUCACAUUGCUGUUGGAUGACUUUGUCACUCCUGAGGUUUGAUUUUGUUGAAAUUCAACAGACACUGAACUGGAAUGGCCACAAUACAUCUAGAAAUCCUGAUUAAAGGAAAUUUGG